Molecule: messenger RNA, 1172 nt
Organism: Staurois parvus
Lineage: Eukaryota; Metazoa; Chordata; Amphibia; Anura; Ranidae
Source: the annotation of a GenBank genome assembly
AUGGCCAUGGUGUCUGGGGGCUGGGGAGACCCCAACGGAGACACGAAUGGAAUGGGUAAGGGUUACCCCAGAAACUCGGAAGAGGAUGAAGCUUCGCCUCCCGGAGGAAUCAGCGACCCAGAGCAAGGGGACGAGGAGCGGCCCGGCAUUCAGGUGGAUUGCGUGGUCUGCGGCGACAAAUCCAGCGGCAAGCAUUAUGGCGUUUUCACCUGCGAAGGAUGCAAGAGUUUCUUUAAGAGGAGCAUUCGAAGAAACCUAAGUUACACUUGCAGGUCAAAUCGGGACUGUCAGAUUGACCAGCAUCACCGAAACCAAUGUCAGUACUGCCGACUGAAGAAGUGUUUCCGUGUGGGCAUGAGGAAGGAAGCGGUCCAGAGGGGACGCAUUCCUCCUGCUCAUUCCAGUGCAAGCCCUACUACCGCUCCAGGGGGUGGAGAAUAUUUUAAUGGACAGCCUGUUUCUGAACUCAUCUCUCAGCUCCUUCGGGCAGAACCCUACCCAACAUCACGUUAUGGAUCACAGUAUGCUCAGCAGGGCAGUGUUAUGGGCAUUGACAACAUCUGUGAAUUGGCUGCAAGGCUUCUUUUUAGUACUGUGGAAUGGUCCAGGAACAUCCCUUAUUUUCCAGAGCUUGCUAUGGCAGACCAGGUCUCUCUCUUGCGGCUGAGCUGGAGUGAACUAUUUGUGUUAAAUGCAGCACAGUCAGCCCUUCCACUACACAUGGCCCCUCUGUUGGCUGCUGCUGGUUUCCAUGCCUCUCCAAUGUCUGCAGACAGGGUGGUCUCCUUUAUGGACCAGAUAAGGGUCUUCCAGGACCAAGUAGAGAAGCUUAACCGACUUCAAGUGGACUCUCAGCAGAGUAUGCCUGCCUGAAAGCAAUUUCCCUCUUUACAUCAGAUGCCUGUGGCCUCACUGACCCAGCUCAUGUGGAGAGUUUACAAGAAAAAGCUCAAGUGGCUCUCACAGAAUAUGUGCGAGCUCAGUAUCCCUCUCAACCUCAACGUUUUGGCCGUCUCCUAUUGCGUCUACCUGCUCUCAGAGCUGUGCCUGCAUCCCUCAUUUCCCAGCUAUUUUUCAUGAGGCUAGUGGGAAAAACACCCAUAGAGACACUUAUCAGGGACAUGCUCCUUUCAGGAAGCAGUUUCAAUUGGCCAUACUCAGCCGGUCAGUAG